Messenger RNA from Penicillium diatomitis, 1905 nucleotides. It is a transcript of the gene gem1, whose product is annotated as ERMES complex Ca(2+)-binding regulatory GTPase GEM1. Gene Ontology annotation, molecular function: GTP binding; calcium ion binding; GTPase activity. Gene Ontology annotation, biological process: small GTPase-mediated signal transduction; regulation of mitochondrion organization; mitochondrion organization. The coding region runs from base 1 to 1905 and encodes 634 amino acids. The record is from RefSeq and is a predicted model, not a curated record. The transcript is spliced from 2 exons. NCBI's taxonomy places the organism in Eukaryota, Fungi, Ascomycota, Eurotiomycetes, Eurotiales, Aspergillaceae. Gene Ontology annotation, cellular component: mitochondrial outer membrane.
AUGUCGACCGUCCGCAUCUGCGUAUGUGGCGAUGAAGGCACCGGCAAAUCUAGCCUGAUCACCUCUUUGGUGAAGGGUGUCUUCGUCACAAACAAGAUCCAGCCUGUUCUCCCUCAGAUCACCAUUCCGCCGACUAUCGGAACUCCCGAGAAUGUCACCACGACCACCGUUGUUGAUACAUCCGCCGUACCACAAGAACGAAAUAACUUGGGGCGGGAAAUCCGCAAGUCAAAUGUGAUCCUGCUAGUCUACUCCGAUCAUUACAGCUACGAACGCAUCGCGCUGUUCUGGAUGCCAUACUUCCGAUCGCUAGGAGUCAACGUCCCAGUGGUCUUAUGCGCAAACAAGUCGGAUCUGGCAGGGAAGCAAAGCGAAGCCCAGGUCAUUGAGGAGGAGAUGCUCCCGCUCAUGUCAGAAUUCAAGGAGAUCGACUCGUGCAUUCGAACCAGCGCCAGGGAGCACCGAAACGUCAACGAGGCCUUCUUUGUGUGCCAGAAAGCAGUCACUCACCCAAUCGCGCCUUUGUUUGAUUCCAAAGAGGCUGCUCUCAAGCCAGCUGCAGUGUCGGCGCUACAGCGCAUCUUCUAUCUCAGUGACAAAGACCGUGAUGGCUACCUUUCGGACAAAGAGCUAGGAGAUUUCCAAACGCGAUGUUUUGGAAAAUCAUUGAGCGACGAGGACUUGGCCCACAUCAAAGAGACGAUCGAGAAAGGAUAUCCCGACUCAGUGACCGAGUCAGGAAUUGACUGCAGGGGAUUUAUCUAUCUGAACAAGCUGUAUGCCGAGAAGGGUCGCCAUGAGACAGUCUGGAUUAUUCUGCGAGCCUUUCAAUACACCGAUAACCUUUCCCUUCAAGAAACUUUCCUCCAUCCGCGUUUCGAAGUUCCCCCAUUCGCAUCGGCUGAGUUGUCCCCCGAAGGAUACAGGUUCUUCGUCAACCUUUUCCUUCUGUCUGACAAGGACAAUGAUGGUGGAUUGAAUAGCACCGAGCUAGAAUCGCUUUUCGCCCCAACUCCAGGUCUCCCCGCUUCAUGGGCGGAUGGCUCAUUCCCUUCUUCCACUGUGCGCAACGAAGCGGGCCAUGUCACUCUGCAAGGAUGGCUCGCUCAGUGGAGCAUGACGACUUUCAUGUCUCCAAAAACCACUUUGGAAUACCUAGCAUACCUAGGGUUUGAAUCUGCUGAUCGCAGCAACCCUUCUACCACUGCCGCUUUGAAGGUGACAAGGCCCCGCAAGCGGCGGGGGCGUCCCGGGCGAGUCGGACGAAAUGUGGUGCAAUGCCAUGUAUUGGGCGCUCCCGGCUCAGGCAAGUCGGCACUGCUUGAUGCGCUGCUCUCCCGAGGCUUCAGCACGACGUAUCAUCCGACCAUCCAACCCCGGACAGCUGUCAACACGGUCGAGCUUCCUGGCGGCAAGCAGUGUUAUCUCAUCAUGGAUGAGCUGGGAGAAUUGGAACCGGCCUUGCUCGAGAAUCGAACCAAACUACUGGAUCAAUGCGAUGUUAUCGCUUACACGUACGACUCCUCAGAUCCGGAUUCUUUUGCUUACAUUCCGGCCCUCCGAGCAAAAUACCCUCAUCUGGAAGACCUUCCCAGUGUCUUUAUCGCGCUCAAAGCUGAUUUAGACCGUACCACUCAGCGGGCUGAAUACCAGCCACAUGAGUAUACUGCCAUGCUGAAGAUGCCCAGUCCACCCCUCCACGUAAGCGUCACCUGGUCCUCAAUCCAGGAAGUUUUCGUGCACAUCGCGGAGGCUGCUAUGGAACCCAGCACCGCCUUUCCGCGCAGCGAGGAGGAUAUCGAAGGGAAAUGGAUGUCUUGGGGAAUCGCACUUGGAGCCGUGGUCUGCGCGGGAGCUGCAGCUGUAGUGAUAUGGCGUCGAGUGAGUGGUGGCAGUGGGGCUUAA